Molecule: messenger RNA, 648 nt
Organism: Carya illinoinensis
Lineage: Eukaryota; Viridiplantae; Streptophyta; Magnoliopsida; Fagales; Juglandaceae
Exons: 2
Coding region: 10-624 (204 amino acids)
Source: RefSeq, a predicted model, not a curated record
UUACGAUAUAUGGGUUGGCGUAAGGUGUAUUUGUUUCAAUGUGAGUGGUGGGAUGUUGGUGAUAAGCGAAGAGGGAUUCGCGUUGGGGACCAUCUAACCAGCCUGAACACGUCUAGAACAUGGUAUAAAGAUGAGCCUUUUGCUCUUGCUUGCCAAGCUCAACAAGUGUUUUAUGUAAAAGACGUGAGUGUGGCGGGUAGUUGGUAUGUGGUUCAUAAGAUAACGAAUAGAAAUGUAUACAACAUCCCUUUAGUUUCAACAGCUGAGGAGGCGGAUGAUAGUGCCGAUUCUGGUGAGGAUGACGCUUUACAGGAGGAUGAAAACAUUGCCACAAACGUGCCGUAUGCCCAAUGCAGUGACCCAGACUUGAUGACUCCGUUGAACAGGGUAGAUGAAGAACCAUUGCUGCUUGACCCUUCGAUCAUGCUAGAACAGCAACCAUCUGAACUACCUGACCACGAGGAAUACGUCGAGGAUGCUGUCGUUGAUGAUGAGCUGGGAGUUGACGAUGCCUCCACUAAUAGCGAGGACAGCGAAGAAGACAGUAUUGCAGUUGCCGAUGAUAGUACAUCAGAUUCAGAUGAUGGUUCCACAUGUGGAGGUAAAGGACCAGAGUUGGGGUAAUGGGGUGAUGAUGACAAACUUGGU